Molecule: messenger RNA, 1530 nt
Organism: Diprion similis
Lineage: Eukaryota; Metazoa; Arthropoda; Insecta; Hymenoptera; Diprionidae
Gene: Pex11c
Product: peroxisomal membrane protein 11C
Exons: 5
Coding region: 408-1100 (230 amino acids)
Biological process (GO): peroxisome fission
Cellular component (GO): peroxisomal membrane
Source: RefSeq, a predicted model, not a curated record
UGGAAAUACGCUCUCAAGAGCACUACGCUUGAAACUACUUGAAACCCUCAUAACCUACGAACCUAUGACGUUAUAACAAGGUUUUGAAAGUCACACCUUGAAGAAAACGUUGUAAAAAUAAUUCGAAAUCUGAGUGAAAAACGUAGGUAAAGAUUGGAUUUACAAAAUCACAAAUUACAGAAAGCUGAUGGAAAUAUGUUACAUUCAGCGAGACUCAUAAUCUCACUGACAACUCUAAUUCGUCCUGAUCUAACCUUAAAAAUGUUCGACCCACGCGAAGAAGGUAUCAGAGAACUGUCAUCACGUGAAUUGACGUACACCAUCCUACAGUGUAAACAUUUUGUGAAGAAUAUCAACAGUACAGCUGUUAAAAUUGAAUUGAAUUAAAUUUUAUAUUUAUUCAGGACAUGAAUACCACAACCGUGAUAGAAGUUCUGGAAAGUUACCAUGGAAGGGAUAAGGUGUUGAGAUUACUGACGUACUUAGGCAAGCUAACUUCUGGAAUUGCCUCAUCAAAAAAUGUCGCAAUCAAGUCACAAAUUUUCUCUAGCCAAAUCAGUGGUUGUCGUGUAAUUUUGCGGCUAUUAGAUGAUUUGCCCAUGUUGCAUCACGUUGUCAGCUAUGGUUGGGGCAAAUCGGAACCUGACUGGGUUACUAGAUGGGCCACUUUGUUUAAAAACUUCGUGGAUGUAAUUUUCAACCCAAUUGAACAUCUCUGCUGGGCCGGAGAGUGCAAAAUUCUGUCAGUGAACGUUGCAUUGUUGGACAUUGUCACUACUUGGUGCUGGGUGAUCUCUCUUCACCUUUCUUUAAUAAAAUCACUAAGAAAAGUGAUCCAAUUGGAAAAGCAGAAGGUUUGCUUACAACAGACUGAGAGCAACAUCGGGAUAGCGUCACGCAUGUUGGAUAUACAACAACGCGAUGAAUCACUGUCUUGCCUAAGAUUAAUCUUGGACCUGAGUUAUGCAGUGAAUUACUUACCAUCUGGAGUCUUAUGGGGAGGCAAACUCAAGACAUGGCAUGUGGGAGUGUUUGGGACUGUCUCAUCGUUAAUAGUACUGUACCAGAUGUUCAGUAAACAUACAGUGUCGAAAAAGUAAUCCAGUUCACAAUGUAACGAACGAUGAUUUGAUAAUAGUAUUGAAAAUUUUGAAAUUCAGCAAGAUGGGUAAUACAGGAUAAAAUGGGGUAGUUACUUAUCAAGAACACUUUUUAUUGUUUUCAACGACUUAGUUUGCAUUACACAUUAUGCUUCAACAAGGAUAUAUCUAACGGGAAAAGGCUAAAGCAUUAUAGAGUAUUAUUGAUAUUUGAAUAAAGCUUUGAUGUUGUUCGAAGGCUUGGUAAUGUAAAUUUCCAGUUAUUUAUUAAUGCGUAUGUUAUCCUGUAGAUAUUGAUAUCAGAAUUUUGUUAAUAUUGUUCGAAUUGAAUAUCUAUUAAUAUGUUGUUGUUAUUAUUAUUAUUAUUAUUAUUAAUAUCAAUAUCAUAAUCAUUGUUGUCGUUAAUAAAAAUGAACCAAUCAUACAGGCA